Gigantopelta aegis is the source of this 4290-nucleotide messenger RNA. RefSeq names its product transmembrane protein 160-like. Lineage: Eukaryota; Metazoa; Mollusca; Gastropoda; Neomphalida; Peltospiridae. The record is from RefSeq and is a predicted model, not a curated record. The transcript has 5 exons. Bases 1778 to 2446 code for a protein of 222 amino acids.
GCUGUGAUCACUGCCAUGUUUAAAUUAAGUGAUUGGUGCAUGUGUGUAAUGCUACAAGAAAAGUACAGUCAUUACCAUUACAUUCAUUUGAACAAUGGCAGGACCAGAAUCUGAAAGGUUUGCGGUCUUUCCCAUUAGAUUUGAUAAAAAAAACACACAAAAAAACUAAAAAAUUAAGAACAAACUAUAAAGGCUUUGAAAAAUGUGGAAAAGGGGAACUGUUUUCAGAAUUUAUUUAUAUUGUCAUAUAUUUUAGUUUAUAAUAUUUGUAAUUGGAAUGGUUUGUCAAAGUUCAGUAAUAAUUUAAUACAGUAUAUGAUAUGAUUGCCAUUAACUUUGAUUAUUAUUAUUAUUAACUUAUUUUCAUGUUUAAAUCCCAUUAAAGUUUAAGCACGCUAUUUGAGCUGUCUGUCCAGGACAGUGGGUUAGUGGUUAGUGAGAGAAAAGAGUGUGUAUUGGUCUUACACCUACCCAUUGAAUUGUUAAAACUUGCUCUGGGUGGGAGUCAGUACCGAGCUGCGAACCCUGUACCUACAUGUCCGAGGCCGGUAUUUAACUUUGAUUAAUCCCUUCGAAUCCAAAUUAUACACUGUAAAAUGACAAUCUACUUAUUUCUUAAAACAUCUUGAAUGACAUUAAAUAUGCAUUACUGAAGCUGGUCUUGAAAGGGUUUAGAUUGAAUGAUGAAACUAUUUAGUGUAGAAGUGGUAUAUUUGUUUAAAUGGGGGGAAAAAAUAAAAAAAUAAAUCCUAGAUCAUACUACAAAAUGCAUGUAUCAUGUAACAAUAUUACAAAGCCAUCUUCUUGUUUUUCUGCCACUAUUUUAAUUAAUAGGCCUAAGCAUCCCAUACCACGUCAUCCUACCAUAGCCUUCUAAAUAUUUAGCAAUUAUUAAUAAAAGUAAGACAUGAACAGUACACAUUGAAACAUUCUAUCUGACAAACCUAAACAAAACAUCAUGUAUUUUGGAAUUCUAGCAUAUUGCGUAUUUUUUAUUGUGACUGUCAGCUUAAUUUUUUCAGUACAAUUGCAGAAGCAGGGUGUUUUGAUUUUAUGUUGUAGACUACAUGGCAGACGGUCUGGAUUCAAUCCCCAUCAGUGAACUCAUUGGGUUAUUUAUCUUUCCAGCCAAUGCACCAUGACUGGUAUAUUAAAGGCUGUGGUAUGUGCUAUCCUGUUUGUGAGAUGGUACAUAUUGUAAGCCCCUCAACUAACAAAAGGAACAAGUCAGGAAUGGUAGAAAACAUUAUUUCAGAUUUAUUUACUACACAGUAGAUAAGCAGCCUAAGUGAAACUGAGAUAUGAACUUGCCAAAAGUGGUGUAAUAGGAAUGUAGGUAAAAAUCUUAAUUUAAUUGUUUGUAAACUGUAAAUUUUCAUUCAAAAACUCAGAUCUAAAUAGCUUACUAUUUGUCAUUUUGUUAUUUCGUAUGUUGUGACAACACUUAUGCAAAGUGAUGAGCAACCAUUUUUUCCUCCUGUUUAUACUUUUCUAACCAAUCAAAUUAUCAAAGUUUUUAUAUCCAAUAGCCCGUGAUGAUUACCAGGUAAUAAAUAAAGGUGCUCUAGUGGUGUCGUUAAACAAAACAAACAUGGUACAUUUCCAGUGUAAACUGGAAACCAGGCGAGAGACCUUAUUAGUGAAAGAUUAAGCCAUCAAGAGUUAUCUUCCCUUUAAAUAAAUGCAGUUUCGUUUUACGUUUCUAGCAGCGGUCACAGAAUAAAGAAUUCUGCUGAUCAUCUCUGCUUCUGUCUGUUAACGUCAGAUUCUAAUUGGAAUGAAGAUGAUUUCACGUUUUCUCAACAGAUGUUGUUGGUGCAUUCAGAGGAAUUUACACAGUGUUUCAACAUAUUCAAGACAAAAUGCUAUAUUCUGUCAAACUAGCUGCCUCUAUUCAAGUACACUACCACAUGUUAAUGUGCACAGAAAGGGUGCUGUGUGGGGAACUUCACUUUCAAGAACAUUUUAUUUCGCUGCUGAGAGAUUGAGUCGACUUGGUAUUGGAGGUGAUUAUCAUCAUGAGAUUGACAGUCACCAUGGAGAUGACAGAAUGAGUGAAAACAGAAUGAGGGAAAAAACUUCUGAAUCAAACCUGGGCUGGAGUGUUCGACUAGCAAAUGAAAAUGGCUACUUGUCAUGGUGUCGGAACACGUACUUGGUGACGAUGGUUGGGAUUGCUAUGCAGGCUGAAGGAGCCUUCGCCAUGUCUCAACAUGCAGCAGAAGUUGCCUUUCUCCUGGCUGGUAUGAACUUGCUUUGGGGAACGUGUUCGUUUGCAUCCAACAUCGUGUUGCUGAGACGCCACGUAGAGAUGUCAGUGCCAGUAGCUGUCAUGCACGUGGUGGGCGUCUUUCUUCACUUCUUGCUGUGGGUGUGCAUCGUGCUCAUGUACAUCGGCGUCAGUGAGGAAGACAACCGCGCAGACAGCUCAACAGAGUCUUCUUAAAAACAUGGUUGAGUCUUUGUGUAGGUGCUAAUCUGAACCACAAAGCCAUUCUUUCAAAAAUUGCACAAGACAGAGUGAAAAGGAUGUUUUGACAGUCGAGAAUGGUCCCAUGACUUGUAGGACUGCCACUUCCCAUAACAAUACAUUUUUCCUGCUUUGUCAGGGGUCUACCAUGGUAGAGCUUAUUGUGUAUUCAAGAAGUUGUGAUGACAUGCACUCAUAAAGAACUGUCCAAAUUGUGAUAUCAAGUUUUUUUCCUCCAAGGCCUUACAAAAAAUGUUUUUCCCAGGAACAUGCCCCCAAAAACUGUAGUUGUUUUUUGCUUUUCAUCAUAUUACUUUAAAAAUUCAGGUGUGUUUUUUCUAGUUGGGGUCAUGUUUCUGGAAACACAUUUUUUGUUUAGUUCUAAGUUAAGCAAUCUUAAAAUAUUAUUUGACACAGAAAUGCAAAGCCACUUUUAUUACAAUGUAUGUGGACUGGUAACAGACAUACGUUGCAUGAAGUUCUGAAUAAUCAUUGAAUAUGAUGGCACAAACAUUUAUGAUGACUGUAGUUUUGAGUUUUUCCCAUUAGUAACAAUGUGAUUACAAUGUGGUUAGACAGAUUUGCAGCUUUAUUGCAUAAUUCUUAGAUUAUCAGUAAACUAUUUUUAUUGAAAUUUUUCUUCUUAAAAACUUUACAAGGAAGGAAAUGUUUUAUUUAACGAUGCUCUCAACAUAUUUUAUUUUAAAACUUUACAAAUGACAGCUAGUAGAUUAUAUACAUGUAUACAAGCUUACGGGUAUCGAUAUAGCAAGUAGCAUUUUACCAGGUUACGUUCAAAAUGUACCAUCCUUUACUUUUAUAUAGCAUUUUAAAUAUGGCCACACAUGACAUUGGUGAUAUAUGUAACUGACUGGACUCAUUGGUGAUAUAUGUAACUGACUGGACUCAUCGGUGAUAUAUGUAACUGACUGGACUCAUCGAUGAUAUAUGUAACUGACUGGACUCAUCGGUGAUAUAUGUAACUGGACUCAUCGGUGAUAUAUGUAACUGACUGGACUCAUCGGUGAUAUAUGUAACUGACUGGACUCAUCGGUGAUAUAUGUAACUGACUGGACUCAUUGGCGUGGUGUUGUUUCAUCUGUCCAAUGCAUUCAGGUAAUUUGAUAUGUACUAAUAUGUGUGUGAAAAGUGGGGUCCCACUAAAAUUAGAAUGAGAGUUUUUGUGUGUAACUAGGGUAGUGAAAAGGGUACGGGUUGCAUUAUGUAUAUACAGUCAGGCCUCAUUACAAUGACCGUCGGUAUUACGACAUUUACACCAUCCGACCACAAAUUGUCAGAAACAAACGGACAUCAAUGUUAUUCUGUUCAUAUCACCAGAAUUCACACCUUCCGACACCGACAGAGCAACUUGGGAACAAACGUGCAUCCGACGUCUGAAAACGCCUCGUUACAACGACCUUACAUAAUCACAGAUGUCGUAGCACAUUGGCAGUACACACACAGCCACUUAGCAUCCUUGAUCUCAUCGUGAGCCGACCGUGUCACAUGCUAUCCGAGCUACUGAUGUCCGCUAAAUCUAUAGAAGAGUAUUGCUUUUGAAAAUAAGCCUUUAGACAUUCAAUUAUAGGAUCCAUUUCCAACAAUUAACUCUACUGUUUUAUGAUAUUAUGUAAACGAAGUAGGUACCAAUCGUAGAUAUAUUUACCCAAGGAAUGAUUAGAAUGACAUUAAAUGUGCCUUGAUUAAUAAUUAUAUAAUUAAUAAUGGUCUGUGAUCGGUCCCCGUCGGUGGGCCCAUUGGGCUAUUUCUCAUUCCAGCUAGUGCCCCACGACUGGCAUAUCAAAUGCUGUGGUAUGUCC